CCUAGACUAUGCAAACAUCUCUUCUUAUAUUCCGAAUGAUGGAUGUCUUAUUCGUGCUGGUAGGCUACCCAACGAACCGACCACAACCCAUGAUACUAACUAACCUUCAACGUGGUCCGGGGUCAUUAAGAGACAUCAGGUUGGGAUUUACAAGCAACCAUUGGAAAUCCCACCCCAAGAAGAAGUCGAUGAGGGUCGCUAUGAUGACUAAGAAUGUCCAAUGAAGGUGUUACCACCAAUGCCUGGUAACAUAUUCCUCCAUUACCUCGAACAUGCAAAGAGAAUGGCAAGCAGCAAGAAAGAGAUGCAGCUGUACCAUGCGGACAGCACGUUCCUUAACCGACUGCCCAAGAGAUUAGAACAAAGUAUCUUCUUCGGCGAGGCAACGGCAAAUGCAAAUAUCUCGUAUGGUUGGGGAAUCUAUAUCGUCGACCGUCCCAGCAUAUUCGCACAGAAUUUGGUUACGGGAUUGGUGGCAUUCGUCAGCGCUAUCAUAUGCCUGGUAAUAUUUGGUAUCAUUUGGGCUACCUCGGGUCGUGAUGAUGCCAUCGGGAUAGGCCAAUAUGCAACAGGGGUGCUGACGCUUCUCAAUACGGCUGUUUAUUUCUAUAUCCAGGCAUACUGCAGUUCUCUUUCCCGACGCAAUUGAGUAUUCAUGCAUAGGCUCCUAGUGAGCGGACCUUGGAAUAUCUUGUUGGGAGUAUCGGCGUACUAGAUUCAACUUUGACGACUUUCUGAAUGGCGGGGGCGGGGCUGUGCUUGGAUCGGUAGAGGCGGUCGCAGGACUGUCGCGGGCGGACACAAUUGGGAAGUUGAGCCUUUCUUUAAACGAUGAUGUGAUCUUGUCAAUUCAGAAAUCCCCUAUAGUCUACUGACAGUCUUUACAAGAUAGGUAGGUUAUCUAUCAACCCGAAGCACAUACGUAACUACGGUAGGUACCCUUGAUAACUAUCAUUGUAUCAAUCUCCGCGAGUUUUUUUCUGG
Messenger RNA from Annulohypoxylon maeteangense, 984 nucleotides. RefSeq lists its product as uncharacterized. The record is from RefSeq and is a predicted model, not a curated record. Bases 221 to 649 code for a protein of 142 amino acids. NCBI's taxonomy places the organism in Eukaryota, Fungi, Ascomycota, Sordariomycetes, Xylariales, Hypoxylaceae. The transcript has a single exon.